Molecule: messenger RNA, 3516 nt
Organism: Hemicordylus capensis (graceful crag lizard)
Lineage: Eukaryota; Metazoa; Chordata; Lepidosauria; Squamata; Cordylidae
Gene: SPSB1
Product: splA/ryanodine receptor domain and SOCS box containing 1
Exons: 3
Coding region: 415-1236 (273 amino acids)
Biological process (GO): proteasome-mediated ubiquitin-dependent protein catabolic process; intracellular signal transduction
Cellular component (GO): SCF ubiquitin ligase complex
Molecular function (GO): protein binding
Source: RefSeq, a predicted model, not a curated record
GCGGAGCCGAUCGGAGGAGCUCCUCCGCGGUGCUGUCUCUCCCGUGCGCACGAUGGGCAGCGGCGCUGUGGGUUGCAGCCCUGCCUGAAUUCCGGGCUGGCUGGGCUGGGCUGGGCUGUGCAUGCCCCUAGAAGAAGCCCCAGCUUCACCCCUCCUGCAAAAGGAGGCGCCGGCAGCAAGCGGGUCCGCGCGGAAAGUCAAAGCUCUGCCUCGGAAGCGCCUGCUCCGCGUCCUUAAGAAGGCAGUACUGACGGUGAGAGCAUCUCAACAAAGUCUCCUAGCAACUUCCCUGCCCUCCAAACUGCCCCCCCCCUUCCGCCAGGGCUUAGAUGACAGCUGGGGACAGACGGAGCACAAGGUCAAUUGAUGAGCCCGCCCUGGCAGUCUAUAAAUAGGUGACGGACGACGGUAAGGAUGGGGCAGAAAGUCACUGGUGGGAUAAAGACGGUGGAUAUGAGGGACCCGGCGUACAGGCCUCUCAAGCAUGAGCUCCAGGGAUUGGAUUACUGCAAGCCUGCCCGCCUGGACCUGCUUCUGGACAUGCCUGCGGUCUCCUAUGAGGUUCAGCUGGUGCACUCGUGGAACAAUGACGACCGGUCGCUCAACGUCUUCGUGAAGGAGGACGACAAGCUCAUAUUUCACCGGCAUCCGGUGGCCCAGAGUACGGACGCGAUCCGAGGCAAAGUGGGGUACACACGGGGUCUCCACGUCUGGCAGAUAACAUGGGCAAUGAGGCAGCGGGGCACACAUGCGGUGGUAGGUGUGGCCACAGCGGAUGCCCCUUUGCAUUCAGUGGGGUACACGACUCUCAUUGGGAACAACCACGAGUCGUGGGGCUGGGACCUCGGGCGGAACCGGCUCUACCACGAUGGGAAAAAUCAGCCAAGUAAAACCUACCCUGCUUUUCUUGAGCCGGACGAGACGUUCAUUGUACCGGACUCGUUCCUGGUGGUCCUGGAUAUGGAUGACGGGACAUUAAGCUUCAUCGUAGAUGGACAGUACAUGGGGGUCGCGUUCCGGGGACUCAAAGGGAAAAAGCUGUACCCUGUGGUGAGCGCCGUAUGGGGGCACUGUGAAAUUAGGAUGCGCUACUUGAACGGGCUUGACCCGGAACCCUUGCCUCUGAUGGACCUUUGCCGGCGCUCCGUGCGCCUCGCUCUGGGCAAGGAUCGGCUGAACGAGAUCCACGCACUGCCACUGCCUGAAUCACUAAAGAGCUACCUUCUCUACCAAUGACACCCGUUUGGGGUUGGGAGGACAGAUUUGUGCAACAAGCCGAGUGAGGCCGCUGGUUUAGCGGUGGCAUCUCUGGACAGCGAUUCUGUUAGUUCUAUAAUACAUACAUGACACCCACCCUCUUAAUUUGACACUUCUUCAGUAGGUCCCAGUUCAAAAUCUAUUCCCUCUUAUGAUGCCAAAUGCAAGCCACAUGAAGAGCGCCCUUUUAGUGGAAUCACACUGCAAGAAUCUGGACUGGAGGAGAGAUCCCAGCCAUAUGCAAUCAAGACAACUGACACAAACCAAUAGAACCUCUUGGUGCCACCUCCUGUGCCCAGUUCUUGACUAACAGCCAUGUGGAACGCUUUCCGUGGUCGCUUCUGCUCUUCUAUACUGGCCAGGGGUGGCCACCCCACUAAAUCUGAGAAAGAGCAUUGGAAAAGGAACAGUCAACAUGGUGGAGGAUGAUACCAGGUGCUAAUGGUGGUGAGUGGUGCUGAACACCAACCUGAGGAUUACAAAAAUCAAAACUUGCCCCACAAUGCUUCCGUGGGAGAACAGCAACGCCAAAAACUGAGUUCCAUGUGGACGCGUGUUUGGGACUACAGUACUGAGAUAAGCAGCCGCUGCUGAUGUCAAAGUCGUGUCUUGCCCUCCGUUCGAAUGCUGUUAUGUCCUUGGCCUUAUUUUUGUGUGUUGUCCCCAUGGGCCCUGUGCACUUAUGGUGGGGCACAAGGCAUAGGCACUCCCAUCAGUCCACUUUCUGGGAAUUGACUUGAACCUUUAACUUGGCACUGGGGAUGUUUCUGGAGCUGCUCUAGUCCACUCCUGCAUGGGACAUGGUUGUGGCUGAUCUUGAAUCUGCUCUUCCAGGCUGAGUGUCUUAACGUGACCUAACUCUUCCUAUUAGUUCAUGCUCCGGUCAGAAUCUUAGCUGGGAAAACACUCUGGCCAUAAAAUGGCUUUGAAACGGGUGUGCCUGCUGGGUUUUCUCUUUCCUAAAUGGCUCCAUGAUCCUUCAGAGUUACAGUUUGGGUCGCCAUUCUGUGUCUGGACCCAGGCCUCCCCGCUUGCUCUACUGCAAUAUAGCAGUAAUGAGACUUGAUUCGCCUUUUUGAGGUCCCAGUCAUAUGGUAGGCAAGGGGCUUUGCCAAUGAACCAGUUAGAUGCUAGUUCCUGCCUGCCUGAUUGGGGCAGACAAAAGGAUCUGGCCCUUCUCCUUUGCCAUGUAAUGUCUUGCUUUUCUGACUUGGGUCUAUGAAUGCUGCAGAUGCAGGCAGCCUGGUGCACCAAACUGCGUUGAACUUGGAUUCGAGAGAGGCUUUCUUACCAUCCAGUCUGAUGCUAAGCAGAGCUGGAAUGCAGGUUAGCAGUCAGGUACAGAAUCCUUCGCUUGUGAAUGGUGCUCCAUCCCUUGAGCUUGCAAAGCACCUGAAGAAACUGGGGUGGUGUCGAAGCACGCACACACAUCGGCAUCUGGUACAGGGGGUGUAAGGAGUGUGAAUGAACACUAAAACCUGGAGGGCUUGAUUGGGGUUCUUGCUGCAGGUCAAGGCAAUGGAAGGGUGAGUGUAGAAAAACGAGCUCCCCUCUAGUGAAGCCAUUGGAGGGGCACUGUGAGCGAGCUUCUAGGUUGCCUUAUGGAGGGCCUUAUUUUGCACAGGGUUUCUUCUUCAUGGGGGAGGGAAACACGUUUGUCUCUUUUUCCACCGGGUUUGCGUAGGGUAUGUCUGUUCCUUUUCGUUUGGCAUAGGUACAGAUGAGCAUAUUUGUUAGAAAAGGUUAAUAUAUAUAUAUAUUGUGUUUGUAUGCAAAAGGACUGUGUGGGGUGUGUGUGUGUGUGUGUUUUAAAAAGCUGCUGUAGGGCGUUAUGUUUUUUUUAAAUGAAGAAAAUAGCCUAUUUUUUAAAAAGCACACGUUUGACGCCAAGAUCAGAGCUGGGAGGAGUGUUUGACCUGCCUCCUUUCUCUUCUUUUCUUUUUUUAAAGUAAAACCUGUUACAGGGUGAGACACUUAAAAUUGCACAGUGAAUUUUAAUAUGUACAGAGCCUAGCAUUUUGUAAAAUUGCCUUCAGCCCUAUCUGUGUCUUCCACUGUCACUAGCAUUUGGCCACCCACAUCUCCGCUGUUACUCGACAACUCUCUCUUCUCCUUUCCUGUUUUAUCUCCGGUUGAAGCCCCCAUCCACCCACCCUUGGUGUAUCUGGCUUGUACAGUUUUUAAAUCCCCUCACUCUCUUUUUCCUAUUGGCUGUAGAUAAUCGGUAACCAAAUAAAGUUUAUUGAAUAUUGAAAGCCA